ACACCCUAUUCUCACAGCGCAGUCUCGUGGGUUCUAUCCGUAAUUAGAUGAAGUUCGACGAUGAAGACUGAAGAGUGUGGCGCCCUUGGUAAGGGAAGGUUUCCGGGCCUGAGUGCUUCUGAAAAAUGCGACGGAGCUCUCACCAUCUCUGUGGCAGCGGAUGAGGGUGGCGACCUUGAGUUCUGAGGUAGCGCCCAGCGAGAAAUAGCUGAGAUAAUUGUGGAUGAGAAAACUAAAUGAGUUCGCGGUGACGGAGCGUUAUGUGAUUUGAGAAUGCCGAGUUUUAAGAUGGACAAGAAGGAAAACCUUGGGGUGGUAGAAGCGCUGAGAGUGGCGGAGAGAGAGGCAGCGAGUUUUGGAAGCAAGGCAGAUGUGUCUGAAGUCUUGGAGUACGCGGAGAAAGAAAUUCGGAGGGGGAGUUUGAAAUCGCUGUGGCAAGAUGCUGCCGAGUUUGGGGUUAAAGAUGAAGAAUACCAGACGAUUUUUGAAGUGCAGCAAUUACGGGUGAGUGCUGUCUUAGGGGUGGAUCGGACGUAUCAUGGGCACGUAGUCGGUCAUGCGUUGGUCCGAGCUGCUGAGGGCGGGUAUCCGCAAAUUGUGAUGAAGCUGCGUAAAGGGCUAGCCGAGCUUAAGUGCUCCGUGCUAACUCCGAGAUUUAUGAGCUUUGCCAUUUUGACCGCCGUCGAGUGCGGCAACUACGAGGUAGUUCAGGAGCUACUGCACACGACCACCUUUUCCAUGUUAGCAUUAAUGGGCUAUGAGUUGUCCAAGUGCAAGGACGGCGGAUAUCCUUAUAUGCGCGCCCGAUUAACAACCUCUUGGAUUAAGAAUGUGGCUAAGGUGAAAUCUCUCCUGCCUUCUGCCACGCCCGCCUUGAAUUCCGAAACCUUGGAGCUGAAGGCCUGGAAUUUCGACGAGGAGUCCAUCCAUGACGCAUGCAGAGCAUGCUAUCAGAACUACUGUGUAUGGAGGUUUCUGAUAAUAGCUGUAUGCAAUGGUCAUGGGGCAGUGGUGCAGGAGCUUCUCAUGAAGAGCGAUGACUGUAUCGCCCGUCCCAUUGAAAGCAUGCGAGGUGCACUAGCCGAGGAGAUACCGCAAGUCUCUGAGCUUCAAGUAUUAAAAGGUCGCAUUGUAGAAAAAUUAUCCAGUAUUGGUAUGAAGGUUGCGGCAAAGCUUGGUCGUGAUAUCAUACUGUAUGCUCUCUACAACGCGAUGGAGAAGACAUCCGCGUUAUCGAACGAGUCAAACGAUGAGGUGAAACUCUGGAGGUGCACCAGUCGGUCCCAGUUCGGUGUCUGGGAGGUAUUUAUGGAUGUGCCAGUUUUGCUCAUGGAGCUUGAAACCUCAUAUCAAAACACGGAGGAAUUGAAGCAGCUUAUGCGGCCUUACCACUAUAUCAAGCCUAUCAUACCGCAGUUGAUGAAGCUCAAUAUCCAGCUAAAGGUUCUCAUCGACAUUCAACCUAACUACAUUGAGGUGACGAUCGGCAUCAAUCAUGUCCGCGUGACGGUAGACAAUCAGAUGUGGGAGGAGAAGAGGACUGGUCAUUUUCCUACUUUCAUCUCAUUGGCAAUCACUCCUGUGACGCCCACAAUGACCUCUGUCAGCAUGACAGCCUCCUCGUCGAAUAUGGUGAUGAAAGUUGGAGUGGCCGAGCAGGUCCGUCUGUCGGUUCAAACUAGAUUGAAGGCUGCACCAACUGCCACUGUGGGUAUACAAUUUGCAAAAUCUACCAUGUCCAAAAUUGACGGGAAGCCUUGGAGAAUGGAGCAGCUCCCUACGUCUGGUGAUCAGGGAGGCCGAUUCAACUGGAACUUGUCCACUUGGCAUGGGCAAGCCUUUGAUCGCCGGAACCCUAUGUUGCAAGAAACGAAGAAGUCGAUAUGGCAGUUUGGGAAACGGUCGCCAAUCAAUCCGUUAGCGGUUUUACCACUUGGUACAAAUGGCGGUGUCCAUUUCACCGGAACAGAGUACGAUGACACUCUCUCUUGGAGGUUUCCUAAAGAACUCGAGAACACAGACGCGCUUUUCAACGUUGAGGGCGUUGUCCACACCACUUACAUCACCCAGGACACGUUCUGGGAGACUCGGAUGGUGCCCUUUGAGCUGCAGGUGGAGCAAAAGCUGGAGCCGUGUGGUGAUGCCCUGGGGGCAGACAAGAAGAAGAAGAAAAAGAAGAAGUAGAUCUGUACCCAAUAUGCUUGUACUGAACUGGAUUUUCUCAACGCCAGGCACUCAUUGUGUGAGCUGUCUGCAGACGUGUGGUGUCUCUGUUAGCUAGCAUCUCUAGAUUACUGUGUACCUAGGCUGGAGCCGCUCUUGGCUGUUCCUGAAAGGCCCUGUUUCCAUAGCUAUUCUGCAGCUGUUUUCAUAGCUGAUUGCUCUUUGUUCCUUUUCCUCGUGCUGAAGGGGCUGUCGCUAAAGGAUUUGAGCAGUUGAAAAAGGGUGCGUACAGCUGCUUCUUUUUCAGCAAUCUUUAAUGACAAGUCGAAUUUGCACAACAUAAGAUAUCUAGAAUGGAGAAAUGUUCUUAGUGUAUAGCAUAGUACUUAGGAUAAAAAGUGUACAACAAUAAUUAUUCAUGAAUCAAAAUUCUCGUCAGAGCAAGCAUUGAAUCCAA
Molecule: messenger RNA, 2620 nt
Organism: Physcomitrium patens
Lineage: Eukaryota; Viridiplantae; Streptophyta; Bryopsida; Funariales; Funariaceae
Source: RefSeq, a predicted model, not a curated record